AUGUCCGCAGGCUCGUCAGGAGGACGUCUUUCUUGGCUAUGCUUCUUCACUAGCGCAAUCUCUGUUGUUUUGUUAUUAUUUGUCAUUAAAUGCCAUGACCAGAUUAACAUCAGUCACCUUUUAUUUCUUCUCGUAGAUGCGCUCAUAUCUUCCUUACGCUCCCUUCAUGGUCUUCUGCGCUGCCUAUCAUCAUCAGAACGCUUCGCUGCCAAUCCAGAUUCCGUGCGACAUUUCAAUUAUUGGCUAGACUUAUCAGUAACUAUUGCUACGGAUGCUAUCCAGCUGUUUAACUACGUCCACUUGAUGUUCAUGUCUCCUCUUGGAUUCAACAUUACAUGCUUCUUUUUCUUCUACCACAUCAAAAACGCUUACAGUUCCAUCGUAAAUACUUUGGCACGACAUCGAAAGCACAACCAGAUUUUCUUACAUAUUCAAUCAACCUAUCCAAAUGAGGAGGCCGAAGAGAGAGACCUAUGUAUAGUGUGCUGGGAGAAACUGGGUCGCUCUCGUCGUCUUCCCUGUGGUCAUCAAUUCCACGAUUGGUGUCUGAUGUGGUGGUUGGCGCAGGACGGAUCUUGUCCAACUUGUCGACUAGCAGUUUCUGCUCCAUCACCGGUGAACCAACAACCUCCACCAUCUCCAAGUUCAACAACUACUUUUCGGUUCGGUGGAGGAUUCGGAUUUCUGCGCCUUCCGUCAUUUUCAAUAGAAUUUUCAACAGGAACGACCUUGAGUCCAUUUCUCAGACGACAGGCGCAACAUGAUGAUUCCCAGUUGACUGGAAUGGCUCAUCAGGUUCAUGAGAUGUUUCCUCAAAUGCCUUUUGAGGCUAUAAUGGAGGAUUUGCGUAUAAGUGGAUCAUCGCAGGCUACCAUUGAAAAUAUUUUAGAAGGUCGAAUCGGUUUCAUGGCUGGUAUCAUGGGUGCUGAAGACGGAAUGCGUCCAUGGAGAAUGAAUGGUGAAGCAGGAGAGAAUGAGGAUCUGUUAUUCGAUGAUGAUGACGAUAGCAGUGGUGAUGAUGUUGUUUCGUCAUCUGAUUCCGCAUUGACGAUUUCACCUCCUCAACCCUCGGGUUCGGCGGUGUCUGUGGUCAAUCAACAGUCAGAUAUGGACGUUACACCGUAUCAAGUAGCGAAGAGGGAAAUGAUAGCUAAACACAGAAGGUUGUACAUAGAGUCGGAAAAGGGACGUGAUCUUCGCGAAAAAGGUUUUUAG
Messenger RNA from Cooperia oncophora, 1215 nucleotides. Lineage: Eukaryota; Metazoa; Nematoda; Chromadorea; Rhabditida; Trichostrongylidae. The record is from the annotation of a GenBank genome assembly.